Messenger RNA from Didymodactylos carnosus, 282 nucleotides. Lineage: Eukaryota; Metazoa; Rotifera; Eurotatoria; Philodinida; Philodinidae. The record is from the annotation of a GenBank genome assembly.
AUGUCCAACGAUAAUCAAAUAAAUCCAUUUUCAAUGCAAAAACAUUCUCCGUUAACUCAACAAAAUCUACAAACACAUGAUAGAUUACAGAGUAGUUAUGUGGAUAUGAUGCCAACUGAGAGUACAGUUCAGUUUCCAAUGUCUGUUAUAUCAUCGGCCAAUCAUAAUCCAGCUCUAACUUCUGAUAUGAAUCAAGUUGAUAAUAUUCAACCACAACAACCUCGACUAAUGCAAACAAAUUCGUUGAAUCAAACUUGGCCAGUAAAUUGUAAGUAUAUUUGA